AAAAACUCCAGUCUUGAUCCAGUCCGUCCAGUUGGUCGUCAAUCGCGCGCGCGUGCACAACGCUGCAUAAAAACAAAAGCAUAAAUAAAUAUUUUGUAUAAGUUGAGAAGACUCUCCAGUAGAUAAUUCGAGCGGUGGUGAAUGAGAAGGACGUCGACAUGGCGCAGACCCACGAGCGCCGCGAACGAAACCAAAAAGGAGAAAUGAGCGGUGUAGAGCAAGCAAUUCAGAUAGCCGGCAUCGCCUGCGAUGUCGUCGUGUUAUUAUUCAAAUUUGUCUACUUCUUCUUCGAGUCAAUCUACAGGAAGUUUGUUCCUGCAGUGGAGGAAUCUGUUAAAGGAGAAGUUGUUUUGGUGACUGGCGCAGGUCAUGGCAUAGGCAAACAGUUGGCAACCCAAUAUGCAUCGCACGGCGCAACUGUCGUGUGCUGGGAUAUUAAUGCUGAGAAUAAUGCUGCAACUGUUGCUGACAUCGCCAAGAAGGGAUAUCCUAAAGCGUACAGUUAUUCUUGUGACGUGUCAAACCGGCAGGUCGUUUUCGACACAGUUGCAAAAGUGAAGAAGGACGUUGGAGACAUCACAAUCAUCGUAAAUAAUGCUGGUAUUAUGCCGACGCACCGCCUCUUGGACCAUACCCAACAAGAAAUCGAGCGCAUCUUCGGCAUUAAUGUUUUAGCUCAUUUCUGGAUUAUCCAAGCAAUUCUUCCCAGUAUGAUCAAAAACAAGCACGGCCAUAUUGUAAAUAUUUCCUCAUGCGCUGGUUUGUUUGGUUUGGAGAAUUUGGUGCCGUACUGCGCGUCCAAGUUUGCCGUUGUUGGUCUCUCCGAGGCACUCUACCAGGAACUGAAGCUGUACCCCGGCUGUAAUGUAAAGACCACGGUUAUCUGCCCGUACAUGGUGGAUACUGGACUGUGCAAGAAUCCUGUGAUGCGUUUCAAGUCCACCAUGCAGAUGGAGACGCCCGAGGCGGUCGCUGCGGCCGUUAUUAGCGCUCAGCGUCGUGGCGAGAAGGCGAUUACCGUACCAGACUGGUAUUUCUAUUUAUCUACCACUGUCAGGACGUGGCCAAUGAACAGUGCCGACGCGCUGAAAGACUUCCUAGGUGCACGUUUGGAGUCUGAUCUUCAUUGAGUUUCAGACUACCUGUUAUAAAAUGGCAGCGAGCCGCUAAACAAGUAUACAUAAACAUUUUUGUUUUAUAAAAUAUAGAAAUUUUCAGUACCAUGUA
Messenger RNA from Dalotia coriaria, 1227 nucleotides. Its product is annotated as short-chain dehydrogenase/reductase family 16C member 6-like. The coding region runs from base 159 to 1130 and encodes 323 amino acids. NCBI's taxonomy places the organism in Eukaryota, Metazoa, Arthropoda, Insecta, Coleoptera, Staphylinidae. Gene Ontology annotation, molecular function: oxidoreductase activity, acting on the CH-OH group of donors, NAD or NADP as acceptor. Gene Ontology annotation, cellular component: lipid droplet. The record is from RefSeq and is a predicted model, not a curated record. The transcript is spliced from 6 exons.